AUGACAACAUUUCAUACAAACAAAUUACUGCUUUUUGAAACAUUACUGGGUUUCCUGGAUCAAAAUGAAAUUAUCUUUGAACGAGAUCUUUUAACGGCCUUUGAAAUCUAUAAUAAAUGUGCACAUAAUGAAGAUUCACAAGCUCAAUUCUUAUCCGGCUAUGCAUAUGAGAGGUGA
Messenger RNA from Ambispora gerdemannii, 177 nucleotides. The record is from the annotation of a GenBank genome assembly. Lineage: Eukaryota; Fungi; Glomeromycota; Glomeromycetes; Archaeosporales; Ambisporaceae.